UUUUGUUGAAAAUGUACAGAAAGCUCAAUAUGGCGGCAACAAUUUUGGAGGAAUUUCUGUUAGCUGAUAACAUGGGCAAGGAUAUGACGUUUCAAGAAUUCCAAAGUUACUUUACAGAAAAGCUGAGACAUGAUGACAGUUUAAGGCAGUUUUACAAAGCCUUUCGUCGACACCACAAGAAAUUGCACAGUAUCACAAAGAAAAACAUCUACCAACAGUAUGGAGAAGAUGAGACUCCUGUAAACGGGGAAGAUACGAGGCUGAAGGAAAUUGAAGCAACUCUAAUAAACCUAGAUACUGUUAAACUAGACCUCCAGCUGGAGCUUUCUCAAGUGAACAAAGAUAUUCACGAGACAGAUGAACAAAUUGAAAAGUUUUGUGAAACUAUAAGACAGAGCAAUCCACCCAAUAUCUUGGUCACUGCAGAUAGGCAAGACACACUGCAGGCCUUAGAAGAAAUGCUGGACAAAGAUUAACUUGACAAAAGAAGAAAAUGGGACUCAUUUCACAAAGCACUAACUUAUUAUUUCUGAAAGAAUAUUUUGGGGGGUAAUGUUUGAUUUUUUUUGUGGCUUUUCAUUAGUAUAUUUAUCAUGGAGCAUGAUUAUACAGUGGAUAUUUGUGGAAGCUUUAUCAGUUAUUUCAGCACCUUUCAACAAAAUGUGAGUUUGAAACAAUAUAUAUAACUUUGAGAAGUACUUUUUAUAAAAAUGUUGAUAUAUGGACAAUAAAGUAAACAUACAAACAAAAGAUUAAACUAUUAUAUUUGAACUUAA
This is a messenger RNA of Lingula anatina, 776 nucleotides long. RefSeq lists its product as uncharacterized. Gene Ontology annotation, cellular component: kinetochore. NCBI's taxonomy places the organism in Eukaryota, Metazoa, Brachiopoda, Lingulata, Lingulida, Lingulidae. The record is from RefSeq and is a predicted model, not a curated record.